GUCAGAGCUCUCCAGCCUGUACCCUAAUGAUGGCAUCUUCAGGCCUGUGUCCUUCGAGUGCUGUUUCCACCAAGAUGAAGUGUGGAAGUGCCUGCACCUCAGAGUCCUUCCAGGUAGUGCCCUGCCCCACUGGAAUGCUCCUGGAGCAGUGCUUGGCCAUGCUGGCAUAAUGCUCCAGUCCUCAGCUGGAGUGUGCCAGACUUGUGCCUGGAGCCUGCCUGCUCUCCUUCCAGCUCCAGAGACACUGAAACUGGACCCAGUGCCAGCACAUCCCCUCCUGGAGCUCUUCAAGGGGGACACAGUCAUGCAAUGUGAGCUCUCCUAGAGUCGGGACAGCAACCCAAGCUUCAACUGCAGCAACUGAAUCCUCAUCUGCAAGAGCUUCUCCUGGGGCUGGCACUGCUGGCAGAUGAUCAUGAACACCAGGAGCCACUGGCACCUGGGCACCAUCAGGGGCACAGUCAGCCACAAAGGGAAGCUCAGCAAGUGUCCUGAGAGUGGUGUUUGGCUCAUAGGCCUGAAGGAUGGGAAGGUCUAUGAGGCCUUCAGCACCCCACGGGUCACACUGCUGCUGACAGCGUGGCCCCGGUGCAUCGGUGUCUACCCACACUAUGAGAAGGGGGAACUGAGCUUCUACAAUGCUGACAGCCCUGACGAGCUCAGUCCCAUCUACACCUUCCAGGCAGAGUUCCAGGGACAGCUCUAUGCCAUCGUGCAUCUGUGCUGGCCAGAGUGAGGGCCUUUCCCCCCCAUCAUCCUGCCCAUGCCUGCU
Acanthisitta chloris (rifleman) is the source of this 772-nucleotide messenger RNA. RefSeq names its product tripartite motif containing 50 (gene TRIM50). Gene Ontology annotation, molecular function: protein binding. NCBI's taxonomy places the organism in Eukaryota, Metazoa, Chordata, Aves, Passeriformes, Acanthisittidae. The record is from RefSeq and is a predicted model, not a curated record.